Salvelinus namaycush (lake trout) is the source of this 2495-nucleotide messenger RNA. Its product is annotated as forkhead box protein K1-like. Gene Ontology annotation, molecular function: protein binding; RNA polymerase II cis-regulatory region sequence-specific DNA binding; DNA-binding transcription factor activity, RNA polymerase II-specific. The record is from RefSeq and is a predicted model, not a curated record. Lineage: Eukaryota; Metazoa; Chordata; Actinopteri; Salmoniformes; Salmonidae. The transcript is spliced from 9 exons. Gene Ontology annotation, biological process: regulation of transcription by RNA polymerase II. The coding region runs from base 101 to 2128 and encodes 675 amino acids.
CGGAGCUAGUGAGCGGCCUGUCCAAUAACCCUUCACGUUGCUGGGACCUGUGUGUCGAGUGUGUUUGUAUUCACCCCCCACCCCACCCCCCAAAAAUAAGAUGGCAGACUUUCGGGACGACACCGGAGCUCGAGCCCUACUGGCCUUGCAAUCUGCCCCGUGUAGCCCUGUUCGAGUCGGGGUGACCUCACCCGCAUACCCUCCCAAUUUCACCUUCUCGGGCUCUUCGGUCCUGAGCCGGGGCUGCGCAAUGCCUCCUCGCCUCGCGUCCCCUCCUCGGGCCCUGGCCAGGCUCGAAGGCCGGGACUUUGAUUUCGUCAUGCGGCAGCGGACAGUGACUGUAGGCCGUAACUCGUCGCACGGCUCCGUGGACAUAAACAUGGGUCACUCCAGCUUCAUCUCUCGGAGGCACCUCCAGAUCACCUUCGAGGAGCCGUGCGGGUUUUCGCUGCGCUGCCUCGGCAAGAACGGGGUAUUCGUGGACGGCGUGUUCCAAAGGAGAGGCGCGCCACCCCUGCAACUGCCCCGAGAAUGUGUGUUCAGGUUCCCCAGUACAGUGAUAAAAAUCCAGUUCACCUCUCUGCUGUCUGGGGAGGAGUUGAGAGAGGAGGAGCAGCGGUCUCCCCCGCCCCGCCUCACCCUCCUCCCCCACAUCUCCCCCCUCAAGAUCAGCAUUCCCACAAUGCACCAUGAUGACCUGCGACACCUGGUCAGCCCGCUGCCCUCUCCGACAGGGACCCUCAGUGUCCCUAACUCGUGCCCGGCCAGUCCGAGGGGUGCGGGGUCAUCGGGUUAUCGCUACGGACGCAACGUGACCUCUGACCUACAGCUGGCUGCGGAGUUCGCUGCCAAGGCUGUCUCCGAGCAACAGAGGGGCGUUGCCGAGCAACAUGGAGAGUCCGGCGGUGGAGACAGCCCCAAGGAUGAAUCUAAGCCUCCCUACUCGUACGCCCAGCUGAUCGUCCAGGCCAUCUCUUCAGCACCAGACAGACAGCUGACCCUGUCUGGAAUCUACACACACAUCACCAAACACUAUCCCUACUAUCGCACUGCUGACAAGGGCUGGCAGAACUCGAUCCGCCACAACCUUUCUCUGAACCGUUACUUCCUGAAGGUGGCUCGUAGCCAGGAGGAGCCUGGGAAAGGUAGUUUCUGGCGUGUGGACUCGGCCUCAGAGGGCAAGCUGGUGGAACAAGCCUUCAGGAAGAGACGGCAGAGGGGCGUGGCCUGCUUCCGCACGCCGUUCGGACCGCUCUCAUCCAGGAGUGCCCCAGCCUCCCCCACCCACCAGGGUCUCCUCUCCCCUCCCUCCAGUGGUCUUCAGACCCCAGAGUGUCUCUCCAGAGAGGGGUCUCCUCUGUCUCACGAACACCAUCACCACCACGACCUGGCUCAUAAACUGGCCUCCGUACCAGAGUACAGAUAUACACAGAGCGCCCCAGGUUCUCCAGUACACGGCCAGCCUGUCAUCAUGGCCGCCCCGCCCCACCCCCUGCCCUCGGGGAUGGGUAAACCCCUAACCUUGUUCUCAGGCCCAGGAGUCGCUGGAGGACAGACUCUCCACAUGCUACAGAGCCCCCCCAACACCCUCACCAUGCUCCGUCUGGUCACCACGGCUACGGCCUCCCACCCUCCAAACGGGUACAUCCUCACCCCCGGCGGGGGGCAGAGUCAUGGUAGUACCGGCGCUGGCCAGCAGGGAGCAGAGGGCGCCAGCGAGCAGAGAGACACACAGCAGCAGCAGAAUAGGGAGCGAGUGAUCCAGUCAUUGGAGGGAGCUCAGCAGGGAGGUCAGGGGUCAGAGGGGCGUAGCCUAUCUCUGGGGCUACACCAACUUCCUGUCCGCCCUGUCACUCAGAACGGCAAACACACUGCCGUCGCCACGGCUACCGGCGUCGCCAACGCUUACGCUCUGACCAGUCCUCUCCAGAUCCUGGCAGCCCAGGCCUCCAGCUCCCCCCCAGUCCUGGUGAGCAGACAGCCCAGCGCGGGGCCUGAUGUUGGGCCGGAGGUGCCAGGCGACCCCCAGGCUAAGAGGCCUAAGAUGGAGGAGGACGAGGGGGCUCCUCCCAUUCAGCAGCCGGUCAUCGUGGCUAUGAGUUCUCAGCCACACGACAACAGGAAGUAGAACUGCUGAAGUCUAACCCCUGACCUGGUGUCUAGAGGAGGAGGAACCUCUCUGGGUGAACCAUCUCACCAGUCUGCCCUCUGACCCCUGACCUCAAACCUCCUACUGAUAGCUGUCCCGGAACUCUUACUGAAAAGUCAUCCAUAACUGGUAUUGAUUAAUAACUACCAGUGAUCAAUAAGCCUGUCCCUGACCUUUAACCCCUGACGCCAGAUCUCCCUCUGUAGCGCCAUUUGAAACGCCCCCCCAGGUGUCACCAGGUAGAUAAAGGUUUGUCCCAAAUGGCACCCUAUUCCCAACAUAGUGUACUACUUUAGACCAGAGCCCUAUUCCCAACAUAGUGUACUACUUUAGACCAGAGCCCUAU